Messenger RNA from Labrus mixtus (cuckoo wrasse), 2930 nucleotides. Its product is annotated as glycoprotein-N-acetylgalactosamine 3-beta-galactosyltransferase 1-B-like. The transcript has 4 exons. The coding region runs from base 243 to 1427 and encodes 394 amino acids. Gene Ontology annotation, cellular component: membrane. Lineage: Eukaryota; Metazoa; Chordata; Actinopteri; Labriformes; Labridae. Gene Ontology annotation, molecular function: N-acetylgalactosaminide beta-1,3-galactosyltransferase activity. The record is from RefSeq and is a predicted model, not a curated record.
UGUGUGUGUGUGUGUGUGUGUGUGUGUGUGUGUGUGUGUGUGUGUGUGUGUGUGUGUGUGUGUGUGUGUCCUAGCUGUAGGCUCACCAACAGUAUCAGCUGCACCUGGGCCUGAUGCACUCUUGUCUACAGAGAUCUGCUGGUUUCCCUCAUUGUCCCUCAGCCCGACUGACGCUUGUUGUUGCUUUAGUUCUUGAUCUGCAGUCGAGUUGAAACGUCCCACAGCGAGGUAUCUGGUGCAGCAUGAAAGCCCCCAAAUACCGAUUCUCCUUCUACGCUGGUUUCCUGGUGGGAAUCAUCACGCUGUAUGUUUUCCUGCGGCAGGUGCGGUUUGAGAGCACUUUGUUAUCACAGCAGGGAACAAACCUGAACAAAGUCAGCAAUGACCAGGAACAGCUCGAGGAAGAAAUGAAGAUAUGGAAAAAGGAAAGGUCUGCCCUUUUCAAUCUGGAGCAUCCUCAUCAUCCAGGAGAGGACGGCCGCAUGGCUGAUGAGCUGUACAAAAAGGUCCGUAUUCUUUGCUGGGUGAUGACUGCACCAAGAAACCUGGAGAAGAAGACUCGCCAUGUGAAGUCUACUUGGAGUCGCCACUGUAAUGUUGUGAUUUUCAUGAGCUCUGUGGACGACCCCGAUUUUCCCACGGUGGGCUUAGGCACGAAGGAGGGUCGGGAUCAGUUGUACUGGAAAACAAUCAAGGCAUUCCAUUAUGUCUACGAGCAUCACAUCAACAAGGCGGAUUGGUUCCUCAAGGCAGAUGACGACACCUAUGUUAUUGUAGAUAACCUGCGUUUAGUUCUCGCCAACCACACACCCGAGGAACCAGUUUACUUUGGCCGAAGAUUUAAGCCCUUCGUAAAGCAGGGCUACAUGAGUGGUGGGGCAGGCUAUGUGUUGAGCAAAGAAGCUCUGCGAAGAUUUGUAGGAGGAUUUAAAACCAAUGUGUGCACUCACACUUCCUCUAUAGAGGAUGUUGAAAUGGGACGGUGCAUGGAGAAAGUUGGGGUGUUGGCUGGGGACUCCAGAGACAAUAUGCAAAGGGAGACAUUUCAUCCACUUCGCCCUGAGAAGCACCUAACACAUAAGUUACCAAAGGGCUUCUGGUAUUGGAGCUACUGCUACCACCCCAUCUCAGAGGGUCCAAACUGCUGCUCGGACCUUUCAGUGUCAUUCCACUAUGUUGGUGCUUCACAAAUGUAUUUAAUGGAGUACUACACCUAUCACCUGCGUGCCUUUGGAUACAGUUACCGUUACCAGCCGCCUGCUCCACUUGGCUAUGGUAUUGAGAAAUCUGUGGAAGGGAAAAACAGGCCAGCUCCUCAGGAAAACAGGCGAGGAGACGGGGAGGAUCAAUCCAGGACUGACAAAAGACAGAAUGUAGAUCCCCCUCAAGCAGCUGGUAAAGACCCUCCUGCUGCUCCAUCAGGGUAAAUCAGAAGGAUGUUUGGGUGUGUGAAGGAAACUUAUCAUUAGGUAGAGUGUUUAAAUGUUUGUUAAUUCAUUUUGUUGUUCUUGGCUCAUUGAGGGAAUCAUUUCACUCAUAUUUCUCAGCUGAGGCACUCCUACUUCACAGUUACUGAAGAAUUCCUUCAGGAAUUUAAUUGUUGAUUAUCAGGUUUGUUUGGUUGAGCUAUAAGACAGUGUCUUCUUUAAAAAGGUGGGAACUGCUUUCUGUUAGCUUCAGUCAUUUGAAAAUAAGUGAAGCACUUUUUUUUUUUUUAAGUAUCAACUUUCUAUAAGAACCAAGUUUUCUACAAAUCCGACAAAAUUGAUUUAACACGUUUUUUCAAAAGUAUUUUUAAACUAUGACAAACCCACCAAACUUGACGGACCACUCUGUAAAGCGAUGUAACUUGCUAGAGUUCUUUUGUUUCAUUCACACAUAAGCCCGUUUCACUCAUGAACUCUUGAUGUUUUCUAUAUUAUUUCAGGACUUUCAGGCCCUUAUUGAACUUUCUUUUCACCGAUGAACCUUACAACAGGUGAUUAUUUUUGUCAGCUUCGCUCACUGAACUCAAAAGACUCGGUUUGGUUUAGAUAAGGGGGCGUCGUAGAGUAUCACAUGCAGGAGGAAGAGGAGUGUUCCAUAAUGGUGACCUUUUCCAUGGUAAUAUAACUACAACAUGUAUAAAUGCAACAGUGGAAAACAAAGAUACUGACAAAUGAGGGGAGCAGCAAAGAAAAUAAAGCAGUAAAACUAUGCUCAAUGUUAAUGUUUUCUUAAAAGUACAAAAAAAGCAUUCAGGUCUAUCGAUUGUUUUGACUCAAAUUUCAGACAUGAUCUUGCAGCCUUAAACCAGUGUCAGGAAAACCUACAAAAUCAGUAAAGCCAAAGAUUUUCUCAAGAUGUGAUACAGGAUUUAAGAUGUGGUGGGUUUGUGGUGUUUUUUUUAUCAGAAGAAGAGAUUUUCUUUCUGAUAUUUUAUCUACUAUCAUGUUUGAUUUUAGAAAAAUGUGCGGGUCAGAGCUUUUUUUUUUGUUGCUAUUAUAUUAUGUAUACUUAAACAUUGUUGAAACCUACUUUGUAACCAAACAGAGAACUAAUAUUGUGAAAGAUCUAGUAAUUACCAAAUACAAGAAACCAGCUUUAGACAUUGACAGGAUUCAGUGGUUGAACGUUUUAGUUUGCAAAUGAGUGCUGAUUCUUACAAGCUGCGCAUAAAAGUUCUGAGGCCCAAAACUCCUAAAAGUGGUUUCUUAUUCUAGAGAUAAACACACCAAGUCCUCACAAACCCAUUCUAAUUGUAUUAAAGGGAAAGGUGUACAGUGUGUAUUUAUAUUGAAGUAUAUUUAUGUUCCUAUCAAUGUCAAUUCAGUCAAUACCCUUGAGUGUGUAAAUGAGUUUGUGUGAGUAUGUGAGCACACAUUAUUGGUGUGCAGCAUUGUUUUCACUGAAUGGUACUUUGAUCACUAUAAAUAAAGUAUUUUAUUGUA